AUUCAACUAAACCUUUCUGUUUCUCUCUCUACACCCAUUACCACCACCGCCACCUCUCUCUAUCUCUCUCCAAACAAGACAUAAUGAGAGGAAAAUAAAACAAAAGGUGGUUGAUGCAUGAACAAAUUGAGAAUCUUCCUCUCUCUACCCCUCUCACCACCCUUGCUUUGUAAUCCAUUGACCAUCUGACAGAUUUGCCUUAAAACCCAUUUGGCUCUUCUUGGUGUUUACGCUCCACCAACCACCUCCUUGCCUCUCCGGUCAGCUUUUCAUUAUAUUCUAAGGCUAUCAACUGAACGAUUGUGCUGUUCUUAGAAAAUCGGAAUCAUCAAUGGUGAGCAUACGAAGGCGCAAACUCUUAGGACUUUGCUCAGGGCGAAAUUCUUUCUUGGCUCCACUUUCUAGGUUCUCUGACUGUGCAAAUGCUCUUGAAAAUCCUGUUCAGAACACAAAACCAGGUAGUGUGCAUGCUAUGAAUUCAGUUUUUGUUCACCAGCCAAAGAGUGUGCAUCCUAUGCCAUCAGUUGAUGCUGACCAGCCAGAGGAGAAAACUAUCUCAAAAGUAGUUCCUGGAUCAUCAAUUAUAUCUGGUUCUAGCUCAUCAAAAGAGCAGGAUAAUCAACUGUUUCCAGUGAAACAAGUUAAACGUAGAAAGCGACACAGGAGGAAAAAUUUUGAAAACCAAGAACAGUGUGUAAUGAGAGGUGUCUAUUUCAAGAAUAUGAAAUGGCAGGCAGCAAUAAAAGUUGACAAGAAACAAAUUCACUUGGGUACUGUUGGCUCUCAAGAAGAGGCUGCUCAUUUGUAUGACAGGGCUGCUUUUAUGUGUGGGAGGGAACCUAACUUCGAACUGUCAAAGGAGGAGAAGCAAGAACUCAGGAAAUUCAACUGGGAAGAAUUCCUAGCAAUGACUCGUUAUGCUAUUACUAGCAAAAGACAUCAGAGAAGAAGUGGGGAAGGUUCACGAAGAAAGUCUGAGUUUCCAACUCGGAACAGUGAGUGGGAUGGUGAGCAAGAAAUCAAUGGCUUCUCAGCCUCGGAAGAUGUAGAGCCAGACAUUUUAGUCUCUUGAAAUUUUUUCUCUUAGGGACAAGGCUGAAUAACCUGGUUCUAAUAGUUGCAUCAGCCUUUCGCCCUCAUUGUUCUUUCCGGUGUAAAGGCCCCUAUUAGGGCAGAUCAAGGUGAAACUUUAUGUCUGUUAGUAGUAUAUCAGUGACUCUAAUUCAAUAAAGAGUAAAUUUCUACAUGUGCCUUAAUCACCGUCUUCUCAAAGUCAUAGAUUCGCCUUUUGCCAAAGCAAAUGCUCAAAAUGUUUUCUCAAACAAAUCAUAUGCUGCAGUUGUUUUGCAUAGAUGCACGGGAACGUAGAAUCUUAAGGGGUAAGUUGAUGAGCCUAAAUUAGUUUACUAGUCGCUUUGUGAAUUCCUUGGUUCAUCAAAUUUUCAGUAACACCUACAUUUUUGUUAUCAACUUUAUUCUUGCUUUGAAAUUGUACAUCUGGAAUCUUGUAGUCUGCAAUUGCUGAGAGUACCAAUCCUCACUCUUUAUGAGCCAAGGAUGUGGUAUUUCCUUAUCUUGUUUCCCUUGAUGGUCUCAAAAUAAUGGUUGGAUUGGUUCUAUGGUUUAAAAUUUCCAAGAACUUACUAAACUAUUUCUGGAGACUUAAACCCUCGAAUUUCUAUUUUAGGUGGGAAAGUACCAUUAAGGCAUUGCCCUUGGUUAUUGUAUGUAUAAAUAGUUUUUUUUAUUUUUUAUUUUUUAUUUUUAUAACCGGGGUGUCCAGGGCUUUGCCCCGACUGUACCCGUGUAAGGCGCCUCCCCAUUGUAUGUAUAAAUUGAUCACACUUUGUCAAAGUUGAACUUCAUUAUUUUUUAUGGUUGCUAAUCUAUCUGAAUAUUGAUUGGGUUUAGAA
Molecule: messenger RNA, 1913 nt
Organism: Cornus florida
Lineage: Eukaryota; Viridiplantae; Streptophyta; Magnoliopsida; Cornales; Cornaceae
Product: ethylene-responsive transcription factor-like protein At4g13040
Exons: 7
Coding region: 332-1072 (246 amino acids)
Biological process (GO): regulation of DNA-templated transcription
Molecular function (GO): DNA binding; DNA-binding transcription factor activity
Source: RefSeq, a predicted model, not a curated record